Miniopterus natalensis is the source of this 2812-nucleotide messenger RNA. RefSeq names its product RAB21, member RAS oncogene family (gene RAB21). The record is from RefSeq and is a predicted model, not a curated record. Gene Ontology annotation, biological process: Rab protein signal transduction. Gene Ontology annotation, molecular function: GTP binding; GTPase activity. Lineage: Eukaryota; Metazoa; Chordata; Mammalia; Chiroptera; Miniopteridae.
CCGGGAAGCGACGGGAUGGCUGCGGCCGGAGGCGGGGCGGCGGCGGGCCGAGCCUACUCGUUCAAGGUGGUGCUGCUGGGGGAAGGCUGCGUGGGGAAGACGUCGCUGGUGCUGCGCUACUGCGAGAACAAGUUCAACGACAAGCACAUCACCACUUUGCAGGCAUCAUUCUUAACAAAGAAGUUAAAUAUUGGUGGGAAAAGAGUAAACCUUGCUAUAUGGGAUACAGCAGGUCAAGAGAGAUUCCAUGCACUGGGUCCAAUUUACUACAGAGAUUCAAAUGGAGCUAUUUUAGUUUAUGAUAUAACCGAUGAAGAUUCUUUUCAAAAGGUAAAAAACUGGGUCAAAGAAUUACGGAAAAUGUUGGGAAAUGAAAUCUGUUUAUGUAUAGUUGGUAAUAAAAUAGACUUGGAAAAGGAGAGACAUGUUUCCAUUCAAGAGGCAGAAUCGUAUGCAGAAUCUGUGGGAGCAAAACAUUAUCAUACAUCAGCCAAACAGAACAAAGGAAUUGAGGAACUCUUUCUUGAUCUUUGUAAAAGGAUGAUAGAAACAGCACAAGUGGAUGAGAGAGCAAAAGGCAAUGGCUCCAGUCAACCAGGAGCUGCCAGGCGAGGUGUACAGAUUAUUGAUGAUGAACCUCAAGUCCAGAGCGGUGGUGGAGGAUGCUGUUCUUCUGGAUAACUGUUCACAUCUAAGAAAUUAAACAAACUGUGGAUCAUUGCCCUCAACAUGAAGACUGCCAUAUUCCAAGUCACAUUAUUUUACCAAUGGAAUUAUAGAAUUAACAGUAUUUUAAAUUACGUUUAUAACACUGCAGAGACCUUAAGUGCUAAACUUAGUGGAGUUUGUGACCAGAGAAUUGGCAUUUUCUACAAAUGUUAACAGAGCAAUUACCAAUGGCCUUUUUACAUAUUUUUUUCUUUAAUAAGGAAUAAUAUGCAUGUGGAAAAGACCUACUUAAAGGCUUCAUUUAUAUUCUUUUAAAUCAAAUCUUUAUUUAAUAACUUAUAUAUGUUGUUGGAAUGGUAUACAUUUGCAGCCCUUUGUAUUUUGUGGUAGUUUGAAUUGUAUCACUUCUAAACAGCAAACUGUUUUUGUUUUUGUUUUUUUAAUUAGCGGAUACCCGAAGUACUAUUUUUGCAGGGUUUGCACAGGCCCCUAACUGUCUACUACUUUGAUAUAAUCUAUAUACAUCCUGUAUGCUGAGCUGGUAAAAUACAUUGUAAAUUACAUAUUAAAUAUUUUAUCUGCUUUUACAAGCGCAAGGUGCAAAAAUAUAUACAAUAGUCUCAUUGAUGACUGUAAAAUGAUUAACAUUUGAUGAUAAUGCCUAAGCUUUCUGACUCUGAUAUAUAAAGAUCAUAGCUCCCUUCACUUUUGUCUUAACUUGAAAGUGACGUGUUUAAAUUUCACAUAUUCUUUACUUGAAUUAUUGCUGUUGUCACACGUUUUGGCCUCUGUAAGUCCAUCUGAUGAUUGAACAGCAGCAUUUGCCUUUUGGUUUGGAUUGUGGUUGUGUGUGUGUGUGUAUGUGUAUGUGUGUGUGUGUGUGUUUGUGUUUGUUUUUAUAAAAGAGAGGACUUCUGCCAAUUUUGCUUUGGAAUGGUUAUCUUAGAAAAUAUUUGAGUGGAGCAUGCUGAGUUUCACUUCUUCAACAGUUUUAGUUUUCUCUUACGCUUCAUAUGAGAUAGUUUCACUGGUGUGAGAAGAGAGGAAGAGGUCCCACCCGGAUAGUAGCUACUCACCAAGUGCUACUAUUCAUGCAGCAUGUUAGUGGUAGUUUAUGUUCCUGAGGCAGCACUUUUUAGAUCCUUUGUGAGCAAGUUAUAUUUGUUUAAUGCUUGCCAGAGAUGAACACAAAAAGUUUUGUUUAAUUUUGUUAAGAGCUGUUCUGAGUUUCUGUGAAGGGAAACAUUUCAUGUAAUGCAGUUACAGCGAACACUGGAAAGAUUUAUUAUAAAAUUAUAUUCUUUAUACUUUGUAAAUUAGUCUUUCAUUAGAUUUUUUUUCAUUAAGUAUAGGACUGGACUUAAAUUUGUUAAUUUUAGUAGAAUCAGUCACUGCUCACAGAAGGAACACAAAUUGUAGAAAUUAACAAAUUGUUCUUGUUCUAAUACAUAUAUUUUUCCAUUUCUGUCAUGCUUGGAAAACUAGUAAAUGUUAUGUCUAAGAUAAAAUGGAAUGGUCCCUGGAUUUACUUCUUAUAAAAGAAGUAGUAAUAUGCAAUAAAGUUGUUAGCAUGAGCAAUUAAGAGGAUAUAAAGAUAUACUACCAUUUUUAAGUUACAAGCUUGAGCUCUCCCAAAUGGGUUAAAAGUUGAAUGAAUUGACCCCUUGAUUUUAUGAUGUUAAAAUUUUAACUUCAUAUUAAGGGUUCUGUGAGCCCUCACUUUACCUUUUUUAAUUAUUGUCUUUGCCAUACUCCACUCAUUGACCUCUGUUGUGUGUGUUUGGGAGGGUAGAGCGGGAAAAGUCCAGGAGAUAAGCUAAAAUUGUCUUUGGUGACUGUACUCUGUGUAGUUUCUUGUUUUCCUGUGAAGUUGGUGUUUAUGCAGGGCGUUGGGAAGGCAGGGGGAAUCAUGCAUACCAUAGAGGAAAAUUGUUUUGGCCUUCUUUCAGAGGUAAUAAAGCCUUGCCAUUUCUAUUGUUGUAGAUGUAGAUGUGAAAUAAGCUCUUUUCCAUUGGAGUGAAAUAGGUUUUUUAAACUAGAGAUGAAAUUGAGCUUUAUUCCAAAAAAAUAAAGUGAUAAAGCCUGAUAAUGGAGAGCUGUACUCUGAAUUUUGACCCUAUAAAAGUCCAGCUAGGAACCUCUG